Messenger RNA from Alternaria incomplexa, 360 nucleotides. RefSeq lists its product as uncharacterized. NCBI's taxonomy places the organism in Eukaryota, Fungi, Ascomycota, Dothideomycetes, Pleosporales, Pleosporaceae. The coding region runs from base 1 to 360 and encodes 119 amino acids. The record is from RefSeq and is a predicted model, not a curated record. The transcript has 2 exons.
AUGGGCUCUUAUCAUGAGAACCAAGAUAUCCAGACCUUCCAGGCGACUCCGGAAUUUAGCGCAGAGAGUGAUUCCCAGUGGUAUUACGACGUCGAGCGAUACCAGAAGACAGACAUUGUGGACUUCAAGGAUCAACUUCCAAAAGAAUCUCAGGCUGAUCUAGAGAAUGCGCCCUGGUCCUUUGGCGCCACCACAUCCGGUUUUAAAGCACUUCGUGACAAGUUCCUGAAAGUGUUCAACGAAGCAAAACAGAACGGCAUGUCCAACCUGGGUGCAUCAAAAGAAUACACAUGUUAUCGCGAAGAUAAAGCCGCGUUCCCGGACGCCAUAGCCUUUACAUUUGACGAAGUUUCAGAGUGA